AUGGCUACCGAAGAAGUCAUUUCGCCCCAGACGGUCAAGGAGUUGCACCUCUUUGAGGCUGCCAUCUCAGACGUCGAGACAGAGAUCACGGCGAAGCACUACCUGAUGACCAAGGACAUCUUCGCUCAACGUCAGAAGACAAUCGCCAAGAUCCCCAGCUUCUGGGCUGUCGCGUUUGAUAAUGCCUCCAACGAGCUCGAGGCCGCCGUGACGCCCAAGGACCAGGACAUCUUCAUGCAGGCUCUCUCGGGCCUCGAGGUGACACGGCCGGAGAUCCCCGCAGGGGCCAAGGUCAACGACUCGGGCCUCGACAAGUUCGGCGAACCGCGCUCUCUGAACAUCAGCUUCCACUUCAAGAAGAAUGAGUGGUUCACCGACAGCGUGCUUGAGAAGAAAUUCCAGUUCCGCUACGGCAAGGAUGGGUCAGCGGGCCUGGUCUCGGAGCCCAUCAAGAUCAACUGGAAGGCCGGCAAGGACCUGACCGAGGGUCUCACCGACGCAGCCUACGCCUUUUGGACGGCACAGAAGAACAACCCCAGCCAGAAGCUGGACGGCGUGCUUGACAACGACGCGCGCCACGCGCGGGAUGCGGCGGCCAAGGCGAUGCCCGAAUACAAGAACCUGGCCAAGAUGCUCGAAGAGAAGGUCAACGGCGCCAUCAGCUUCUUCAACUUCUUCUCGUACCGCGGACGAUGGAUCAGCGCCGCCGAACACGCUGAAGAGAAGGCCGACCUCGCAGCCAAGCGACAAGCGGCGGCUUCUGGGCAGGAUGCGAAGGAGAAGGAUGACGAUGACGACGAGGACGACGAGGACGAAGACUUUACGGAGGAGGAAGUCGAGACUUUCCCUGCCGGCCACGAGGUGGCGGUCACGAUUGCCGAGGACAUCUGGCCAAACGCUAUAGAUUACUUCAUGGCCGACUCGAUUGACAGCGAUAUCGACAUUGACGAUGACGACGAGGACGAAGACGAGGAGAUGGAGGGCUAG
Anthostomella pinea is the source of this 987-nucleotide messenger RNA. NCBI's taxonomy places the organism in Eukaryota, Fungi, Ascomycota, Sordariomycetes, Xylariales, Xylariaceae. The record is from the annotation of a GenBank genome assembly.